Aspergillus ruber CBS 135680 is the source of this 1593-nucleotide messenger RNA. RefSeq names its product FAD-dependent oxidoreductase. Bases 1 to 1593 code for a protein of 530 amino acids. NCBI's taxonomy places the organism in Eukaryota, Fungi, Ascomycota, Eurotiomycetes, Eurotiales, Aspergillaceae. The transcript has 4 exons. The record is from RefSeq and is a predicted model, not a curated record. Gene Ontology annotation, molecular function: FAD binding.
AUGGCGUUCAGUGUGUUGAUUGUGGGCGGCAGCGUUGCCGGUUUGGCGCUGGCCAACAUGCUCGAGAAACAUGGCAUUGAAUAUACAUUAAUUGAGAAACAUGAUAUUAUUGCGCCCCAACUAGGGGCAAGCUUCACCAUGCUACCACAGGCUGCCCGUAUUGUCGAUCAAUUAGGCUGUUUCGAAAAAGUCAGGGCACUGGGUACGCCAGCCAACGAUGGAGGGCUAUUUGGACCAAAGGGAAGUGUUUUGAGUGUUGAUCCAAAUGCUGGAGAUGAUUUGGAAGCGUUGUCAGUGCUAAGACUUGGAUACAAAAUGUGGGCCUUAGAGCGACGGCAGCUCGUUGAUAUUCUCUACCAGAACUUGGCCGAUAAAUCCAAGGUCUACACAUCUUGCGAUGCAGUAAAAGUGGAAUACCUGGAACAUGGCGCAAGGGUUGAGACACAAAAUAAACGCGUCUUCACUGGAAGUAUUGUGGUGGGAGCGGAUGGUGUCCACAGCCGGAUUCGACAGGAGAUGUGGAGGAUUAUCGAUGAAGAAACUGAUGACAUUCAAAUAAAAAAAGAUCGAGGAGCAAUCAGGAGUACCUAUAGUUGUAUAUUUGGUAUCUCUGAGGGUCUUCAGCAGUCGGACAUCACGACUACUUCCAGAUCUUGCUACCAAAAUCGGAACUAUUUGUAUCAGCGAAGUAUUCAAGGAAAGAUAUAUUGGUUUGCAUUUUUCAAAAACGCGAAGCAGAGCCAUGGUAUUCCGCGAUACACAGAUGAUGACAAGGAAAAGGCCAUUGCCCGAUUUGAAGACGACGUGCUACAGCCCGGUAUAACGUUGAGAGAUCUCUAUCAACAUAGAACACAUGCAGUGCUGGUUCCACUAGAAGAGUAUGUGAUGGGUAAGUGCUAUCAUAGAAGGACCAUUCUAAUCGGUGAUUCCAUGCACAAGGUCCACCCGUUGAGCGGACAAGGCGGUGCCUCUGCUCUCGAAUCUGCCGCAUACCUUGCAAACCAGUUGAAGGAAUUGACAGAUAAUAAUAAAGUUCCCACGGGCGAACAGAUUCAAGCUGCAUUCGCCGAUUUCGAGCAGGAUCGAGGCUCUAGGACCAAAAGUCUAAUGAAUGACGGCCACACUCUAGCGCGUUUAGAAUCUCUAGACAAUGCGUUGUUGAAAUUUUUCAUGCUUCAUCUCAUCAGUAGGAUUUCCAAGAGCUACCUCCACUCUAUGCUUGCAGAAGCGUGCACGCCCGGAGUCCCUUUGAAGUACUUGCCAUCGGCACCCAAGCGAGGCAUAGUUCCUUACGAAGACGAAGUUGACAUUCGGCCUCAAAAGCGAGAGGUGCAUUUGACUGUUAUCUGGACUUCAAUAUUUACACUGCUUGGACUAGUUCAAUUUGCUCUAUUAUGGAAUGCCCCGGCUGUUAACAGGGUGUUGGUCAGCCAAGCCAGUUCAGACGAAAAUCGGUUAUGGAAUACAGCGCAUCUGAGGGAGAGUGUUUCACCUUUCCAAAUGUACACUGCUCUCUCCGUCAUAGCAAUUAACACAUUCUGGUGUCUUGAAUCAUACCGCAGCCAAUUUUCGAUGGGACCACUUUGCAGGUAA